UGCUGACAUCUACAACAAUGAAGUAAAUAAUUGUUUACAUUUCGAUGAAAUUCAAAAAGAUUUAAACAUUCCAUUGAACAUGGGGCAAGGAAAAAGCCAAUUCACCGAAGAAGAACUGCAAGAUUACGAGGAUUUGACGUAUUUCACAAAGAAGGAGGUGUUGUACGCACAUCAAAAAUUUAAAGCAUUAGCCCCCGAGAAGGUUGGUCAUAAUAAAAAUGCGAAACUUCCUAUAACUAAAAUGCUGCAAUACCCCGAAUUAAGUGCAAAUCCUUUUGGUGAUAGAAUUUGUCAGACUUUCAGUUCUAGUCGAGAUGGUGAUAUGACUUUUGAAGAUUUCUUGGAUAUGAUGUCUGUUUUUAGUACAGGUGCACCUAAAUCUGUUAAAGCUGAACAUGCUUUUAGAAUAUUUGAUUUUGAUGGUGAUGAUAUGUUGGGUACUUCUGAUAUAAAACAAGUUAUUGAAAGACUGAUUGGGGGAAAUAAGCUCAAUGAUAGAGAAAUGGAUCAUUUAAUACAAAACGUUUUAGAAGAGGCGGAUUUAGAUGAUGAUGGUUCAUUAUCUUUUGCUGAAUUUGAACAUAUUAUUGAUAAAAACUCAGAUUUUGCCAACACUUUUAGAAUACGUCUAUAACUUCUGAUUAUUAACAUAAUUGACCACAAUUUGCUCAUUAUUAUUUAAGACAAUUUUUUGAUCCCUUUUAAAUAAUACUGCCAAGGUUUUUGAUAAUUUAUUUUAUUUAAAAAACUUAUCUUUUUAUAUUAAUUCUUAUUAAAUAAAAAUAUU
Onthophagus taurus is the source of this 787-nucleotide messenger RNA. RefSeq names its product calcium and integrin-binding protein 1. The record is from RefSeq and is a predicted model, not a curated record. Gene Ontology annotation, molecular function: calcium ion binding; magnesium ion binding. Lineage: Eukaryota; Metazoa; Arthropoda; Insecta; Coleoptera; Scarabaeidae.